Molecule: messenger RNA, 1521 nt
Organism: Nematostella vectensis (starlet sea anemone)
Lineage: Eukaryota; Metazoa; Cnidaria; Anthozoa; Actiniaria; Edwardsiidae
Product: wiskott-Aldrich syndrome protein homolog 1
Exons: 10
Coding region: 164-1123 (319 amino acids)
Source: RefSeq, a predicted model, not a curated record
AGGUACCUGUCGAUCUGACUUCAGAGAGAUACUGGUACCGACGUUACACGCGGCUGACAUCAUCUAGAAUAGCUGCUCUACGAGGGUCAUUCCACAAGAGUAAACACCUAGCCUCCAUCUAAACAGUCAAGGGUCUUCACAAGCCUUCAGCGCUUAAGGAAUUAUGUGGACUAGGACACUUGUAUUAUUGGCCGUUUUGGCUAUCGCUUUCGCUACGUUCGCCGACGCAAAGUCCACAAAAGGAAAACACCCAAAGAAGGACGAAGAGAAGACCAUCAAAGAUGAGGUGAAGAAGAUCGAGAAGGGAGAGAAGGAUGACGACGGAAAACACCCAAAGAAGCACGAAGAGAAGUCCAUCAAAGAUGAGGUGAAGAAGAUCGAGAAGGAAGAAAAGGAUGAAGACGAGGCCGCUGCUGCCCCAGUUGCCAAGGAGGCGUCCGGAAGUGGAGAGGCCCCUGGGGGUGCUGGAGGUGCUGGCGCCGGAGGAGAAAGUGGAUCUGGAUCGGGAGCAUCAGGAGAAGGGACGUGUCCCGCGGAAUGCGCCCCUGAGUGCGAGACGGGCUGCGUUAAUGGCGUCAACACGAACCCACUCCCUGUCCUAGGGGGACAUCCUCACCCCGGACCCCCUUCCGCCCUUAACCCAUUCCCCCUACCUAGAAUGUGCUCCCAGCCAAACUGUCCCGCCCAAUGCGCCCCUGCGUGCUAUGACUGGUGCUGCUAUGGAGGCAUCUCUGCCCCGACUCAGGCACCACCCCCUGGACAGCAGCAGCAACAACAACAACAGCCUCAGACACAGAUGCAGUCGCCCUACGGCGCCGGACAGUGCGCUCCUUCCUGCGCUCCCUCCUAUCAGCCUUCUUGCUGCCAACAGCAGCAGCCAAUGAUGAUGCCUUUUCCUCCCCCACCUCCCAUCUACAUGCCUCCACCCCCUGUCUACAUGCCUCCACCCCCUGUCUACAUGCCUCCACCCAUGCCCAUGGGUGGUCAGUGUGCCCCACAGUGCCAGCCUGCAUUUCCCGCCUGCGCACCACAAGCCCCCGCCGCCUGCCCCAUCCAGUGCUGUAGACGAGGGGCCCGGAAAUCUUCCAUUGCUAAGCCACAUAAAUCUCACCAUCACCACUGAAAGAAAAAACAGCAAAUAAGAAAAAGACUACAUAGGACGACGAAGAAAUUGAGGAAACCAUCCCUUUUUACUGGCCAAUAGAUAAUACCAUCACCAUUAACGUUAUAGUUAUGACAUACCACUGCUCUAAACAACAUAAAAUCGACUAUUGACUUCGGGAGCAUUCAAGGCCAUACCAAAGUCCAUUGAUAUUGAUACCAUACAACUAACUGGGAUGUAUUCCUGGGAUUAAAGUGACCUUUAUAUAUCAACUGUAGUGUGAUUUAAAAAGUAGGAAUGUUUAAGCAACAUGUUUUUAUUUCUCAUGAAUGAGAUACUGUAACGUACAAUGUAGAUUAGGUUAAUGCCCUAUUAACUAUACGAUUGUUUUUAUACAAUAAAGAAUACACUUUUAAAAA